CGGAGAACCAAAGAGCCCGAGAGCAGCAGAUACCAUAUAGUGGGUGAAUGAAGAGCGGGCCGAGUAAACGAUAUCGGGCCGAAUCGCUCCGAUAAGCGGCGACUACGCUGCCAAAAGCGGUAGCGCCAACGUCAGCGCUCAAUCAGUCGACGAGCGAGCUGGUUAGCGGAGCCGAGAGCGGUCCGAUUAGCGACGUGGUGAAGUUUCAUUACACUUUUGGCCACAAAACAAAGGGCGACUGUGCCAACCAGCGACUUUAUCCAGAAUGCCGAGCCAACAGAUUUGCUGGUGAGACACGCAGACAUGGCCCAGCUGAAGAAUGUGGGCCAAGCAGGUCAACAGGCCGUUGUUGUUGGUCCACUGAUCGCAUCGGCCAUGUUGCUCAUGGGGCUGAUAUUCGCGCUGUUGGGGAUCAAGUUCUUCGGCUUCCGGCGGCGGCUGACUUUCGAGCGAUCGCAGGUGCAGCGGCAACAGCAGCAGCAACAGCAGCAAGUGCCGCCACGUUACGCAGCUUUCGAAUCGCAGGUUAACGGCACCGAUACCGCUGUCCAUGGAGUGUUCCGACGUCGCAAUCUCGAGGAAUUCGAAAGCCCAUGGCCAUCGGCAUCAGCAACGACAGGAAACAACUUCAUCAGUGGCAGUGUUCCAAAUCUGCAGCUAUAUGGUGCCAGCCCAAGACAGCCCAAAUCAACGGAAGAAUCACCAGUUUCCUAUCGAGAGAAGUCGGCGGUACAACGACACCAACGACUGGAGGUGCACAGUGAGCACUAUGAAUUCUAUACCGCUCCACCUACCCGCAAGCCACCUUCUCCGCCAGCACAAUCAGAAGUACUAGCUGAAACUGCCUCGGUAGUUUCCCUACCUAAGAUACCAGAAUCCUUGCCUGCUCCACCUCCUAGGACCAUGAGAGGAGCUGCUGCAUCCAAGCCUUCGGGAGCUGCAGCUUCUGUCGACACAGCUCCCGAGCCUCCUAGCGAACUGGGAAUGCCCAACUUCGAUCACUUUGCUGAAAAGUACGAGUUGUUUAGUGUAAAACCAACGACUGCGGCCACUAGACCAACACAGUUGCGAAGCAAAAACAGCGGCCGCUACGUGAAGUUCGAGCCAGUGGAUGAUGUGCCGGAAAUUCUCACUCCCGAGGAUCCCGUUCCCGAGUUACUGACUCCAGAUGACGGUUUGGGAGGAGCGAUGUCAGUUACCGCUGUGGUACAUAGGGGAGCCAUACCCAAGGAAGAAACGGAAUCGAAAGAUGAACCGCAUACACCAAAUGAUCCCGAUCCCUUCCGGCGACCCAGCAAUACAGACUCAGCUUUUGUCGUGGAAAUCAUAGCAGGAAGUCCCGAAGCGGAAGCGACUCCUAGUAUACAGUCCACCUUUCAAAAUGGCCUAUUUGAAAACCUUGAAUUACCACAAGGUGAACAGGACAGUGAUUUCGUGCGAAUACGUUCGUCAUUUGUGAUGAACGAAGCCGACAUCCUGGAUUUGGAUCAGCUGCAGCUGCCGGCGGCCAGUAGUCCACCAGGAUUUGGUAAAAGCAUCGACGAGGACUGGGAGAACUUUGCCAACCUAGACGGCAUGGUGGAAGUGCCAGAGCCCAAUUGGUCCCUGCAUCCGAAUAGCUUAGAGCAAGUGCCCACUGUGGAGGCGACGCUAAAUGAGGCUGCCGUCAGACUGGACAAUGUGGAACAGGUUGAGGGUCUGUUCCAUCAACUUGAGCUUAUAGAGCCGAGAAUGGAUAUCUUCGAGCCUGAACCGCCAGCUCCCAUUAUAGAUCCACCGCCGUACGAUCCUGGUCUGCCCUACCUACCAGAUUACGAAUCCCUAAUGCGACUGGAUAUUGCCAAGAGCGGUCAGAAAUUGCCCGACUACACCGAGGUAAUGGAACAAAGGUCCAAGACAUCCAAAUUUGUAAACAGCAUUGAGGAUCUAUACGCGGAUCUGGAUGUUAAUGAGGUGGAGAUAAACGGUUCUCAAGUCAAUCAGACCAAUGAAAUCCACAAUUUUGAAGCCUUGUGCCAGGAAAUGGCUGUGGUGGUGCCAUCAGAGCGUCAAGCUCCUCAGCCCGCGCCCAGGUCCACCAAAUCAGCCAGAUCCCUCAAUGUUCGUGGUAGUACUUCUCCCCUUGCGUGCUAUCAACCUGAAGAGCUACCCAGCUCCAGUUCCAGUGAUACCGAUGGGGAGGAGGGAGCACGAUCAGCUCCAGAACCUGCCAAACGAGAUCCGAAAUCGCUCAAAGUCCGCUUUGAUGUGGAUAAUCUGCAGUACUACCAGUCCGCCGAGGUGGUAACAUCAGGUGAUGAGUCUGAAGAGGAUGAGCCAAUGCAACAGCCAACUCCCAUGCAGCGUUCGAUCAUUUUUGAACCGAGGAAUACUGGAGUGCCCACCCUAUUCGGAUCCCAGGUAUCCCAGGAAGACAGUGAUGACGACGAUGGCUUUGGACGAGCUAUCAGCCAACAUCGCUCCAUGACUGCGACACUUAGGACAAACGCUGUUAGAAACCAUACCGAUGCCUAGUCCGAAAACAGGAAACUGCCGCAAGUCUUGACUUCCUUAGUAAAUACAGUAUUCUAUGUGUUAAA
Molecule: messenger RNA, 2579 nt
Organism: Drosophila mauritiana
Lineage: Eukaryota; Metazoa; Arthropoda; Insecta; Diptera; Drosophilidae
Exons: 4
Coding region: 304-2514 (736 amino acids)
Source: RefSeq, a predicted model, not a curated record